AUGGCUGUAAACAAUGAGGUUAACAACACUACUUCUGAAAACCCCACCGAUGUUUCAAGCAGCUCGCAAAAGCUUGCCACUGAAGAGACUGCCAUAACUAAUGGUGUUGACCAUGAAGAAGAAGAUGGUGGGGAAGCGGGCGGUGAAGUCUUUCAAUUGACUGUGGUGCUUCCCCGCGAGCCCCAUAAAAUUCAGAUCAUCGUCUCUUCUCAAGAAGCUAUACACGAUGUUCGCCAAUCCAUAAUCGAGCUGCCCGGAACCUUCCAGUACUCAUGUUUCCAUCUCGAGCACAAGGGAGAGAGAAUAAAUGACUUCGUUCAGAUAUCCGAGGUCCCUGGCUUAACGGCGGACUCAGAAAUACACUUAGUCGAGGAUCCGUACACAGAGAAGGAGGCAAGAAUACAUAUUAUUAGAGUGCGGGAGCUUAUUGGUGCUGCCGGGGAUCGUACCGAUACCUUGAAUGGUAUCAUCUCAGGAGCUUCGCUGCUUGAUUCGGUUACAUCAAAGGAAUCCAGUCAAAACGGCACGAGUACAGCUCCGUCACAUCCAAUGGUUGGAUUUGACUUCCAAGCUUCCGGCAAUCUCUCGACCCUUCUACCAAGAGCACAAGAGCCAGGGCCAAAAACUGUCAAGUCAAUUUCAGUCUCUCCUUGGAAUCCUCCACCCUACCAUCUUAGACAGAAGGGACAUUUGCUCUAUCUACAAGUCACUACAAACGAGGGGGAGCAAUUUCAGAUCACAUCUCACGUAUCUGGCUUCUAUGUGAACAAAUCCUCAACGGGAAAAUUUGACCCAUCGCCAAAAUCUGCGCCAAAAGCCCAUUCCGCGCACUCACUUUUAGCACUUCUUAGUGAUUUGUCUCCAUCAUUUGAGGAAUCCUUCAAGGGCCUCCAGGAAUACAACAAUACCAAAGAACCUUUGGCUACAUUCCAAAUCACAAAUGCAACUCCCUCAAACCCUUGGGUUGUGCCAUCAGCAACGGCGCCCCUUGUUGCGCAUCAAGCUGAUAUAACACGUACUCAAGAAAAUUAUCUAAUUGCUGGUAUUGAGAAUAGCGAGACUUUGCGAGACUGGAAUGAAGAAUUUCAGUCUACUAGAGAACUACCAAAAGACACCGUUCAGGAUCGUGUAUUCCGAGAGCGAUUGACUUCGAAGUUGUUCGCUGACUACAACGAUGCCGCAGCUCGUGGUGCGAUUCUAGUUGCUAGGGGUGAAAUAGCUCCUCUCAACCCAACAGAAGGCAAAGAUGCUCAAAUUUUCGUCUACAAUAACGUUUUCUUUUCCUUUGGGGCAGACGGCGUGGGUACUUUUGCCUCAGAGGGUGGUGACGAGGCCGCUAGAGCAGCAGUAGGCAAGGAUGUUAUGGGAGUCCGUAUGGUCAACCAAUUGGAUAUCGACGGCUUGUUUACGCCAGGAACUGUAGUUGUUGAUUAUCUUGGAAAGCGUAUUGUUGGACAAAGUAUUGUUCCAGGAAUAUUCAAACAACGUGACCCAGGCGAGAAUCAAAUCGACUAUGGUGCGGUGGAUGGCAAGGACAUUGUCGCAUCGGAUGAGAAGUUUGUGUCUGUUUUCGAGAAGCUUUCCAAGGCCUUGAAAGUCAAAAAGCAUGCAGUUUGGGACAAAGAUGCAAAACGUCAUGAUCUCGAAGGCAGUAUCGAAACUAAGGGUCUUUUGGGUACUGACGGAAGAAAGUACGUUCUCGAUUUGUACAGAGUCACCCCAUUGGAUAUUACUUGGAUGGAGGAAGUCGGUACCGCACUUGACAGCCCUAAGGAGGUCGAUGCGGCGAGUGAAUCUGCAUACCCACAUCGCAUGACAGUUAUCCGACCUGAAUUGGUCGAGGCUUACUGGAAGGUAAAGAUGCGCGAAUGGGUAAACGGCGAAUUGGAACGUAAGCGCGAGGCUCAGAAAGCCGUUGAGCCUACUACCGAAGGAAAGGAAAUCGAAGCCGCAACUGAGGCAUCGGAGCCAGCUAAAAGCGAGGAGCCAACCGAGAAUGGAGAAGUGGCCAAGAAGAGCGAAUCGGAUGAGGUUGCACAACCCAGCAAGCCUGAUCAGGAAAGAAUUGAUAUUGGCGAUUUCAAGUUUGCAUUGAACCCAGAUGCUUUCAGUGGACAGCAGCCACAAACUGAUGAAGAGAAGGCCGAAUUUGCCGAGGAUGAACAACAAGUUCGAUUGGUUUGCGAGUUCUUGCGCAAGACAGUGUUACCUGAACUUGUGAAGGAUCUCAAGGAAGGUGAUGUUGGUUUCCCUAUGGAUGGACAGUCUUUGAGCAGGCUCCUUCAUAAACGUGGUAUCAAUCUCAGAUACCUCGGCCAAGUUGCUACUCUUGCGGAUGGCAAGAGACUCGAGUCCUUACGCAUUUUGGCGGUUCAAGAGAUGGUGUCGAGAGCAUUCAAGCAUGUUGCCGGCAAUUAUCUCCGUUACCUCCCUAUUCCUUUGACAAGCUCAUGUAUUGCCCAUCUGCUCAAUUGCUUGCUCGGUACAGAUUUGAACGCAGCUCCAAAAGCAGAUGUGGAUGAGGCUAUAGCUGCGCUUUAUCCAGAGGCAGAUUUGAAAUUCAAGGAGGUCACCCCAGAAAGUCUUAAACAAGAGAUUGAAGGUCAAGUUCUCCGUCGCUUCCGCUACACCCUAGACUCUGCAUGGACUGCAGGUAUCAAACAUUUGCAACUUCUUCGCGAAGUUUCCUUGAAGCUUGGUAUUCAAUUGGAGAUGAAGCCUUACCAUUUCACAAAGCAAUCGCAGACUGAAGCAGCAGCAGCUCCACCGGCAACUAAUGGUGAGGCUACAAAGGACGCGGCUCCCACCGGAAAGAGCACCAACGGCAAGAAGAAGAAGAAGAAUGCCCGUGAAGCCUCUCCUGCAUCUGUUGUAUCUGCAAACGCCGCAUCGCCUGUCACCUUCAACCCAGAUGAUAUCCUUAACACCGUCCCAGUCAUCAAAGAGGCGUCUCCAAGAAGCUCCCUUGCAGAAGAAGCUUUAGAAGCUGGUCGUAUUUCUCUUCUACAGGACCAAAAGAAGUUGGGUCAAGAAUUGCUCUUGGAAUCUUUGUCAUUACACGAGCAGAUUUAUGGCAUUCUUCACCCUGAAGUGGCGAGAGUAUACAACUCCUUGUCGAUGCUAUAUUAUCAACUCGACGAGAAGGAGGCUGCUAUGGAACUCGCCCGCAAGGCUGUUAUAGUUUCCGAGAGAACGUUAGGUGUUGACAAUGCCGAGACGCUUUUGAACUAUCUCAACCUUGGACUCAUUGCACACGCAAGUGGAGAGACCAAGUUGGCUUUGACAUACAUCAAGCACGCUUUGGAUUUGUGGAAGGUUGUCUAUGGUCCAAAUCAUCCUGACUCUAUCACAACAAUCAACAAUGCUGCAGUUAUGCUGCAACACUUGAAGGAGUAUCACGAUUCUCGCACAUGGUUUGAAGCAUCCCUCAAAAUCUGUGAGGAGGUCUACGGAAAGCAUUCUAUUAAUGCUGCAACCUUACUCUUCCAACUGGCUCAAGCUUUGGCAUUGGAUCAAGACUCCAAAUCCGCUGUCAACCGUAUGCGCGAGUCUUACAACAUCUUCCUUACUGAGUUAGGUGCAGAGGACAAGAACACCAAGGAAGCAGAGAAAUGGCUUGAACAGCUUACUCAAAAUGCUGUAUCAAUUGCCAAACACGCAAAGGAUGUUCAAGCCCGCAGAAACAGAGGAAUCCGAGUCUCUCCUCGUGUCACUCUUGGACAGACCCAAGUCCAACCCCAAAUCGGCCAAACUGUUGAGGCCGCUGCUGGUCGAGAAGCUCCUAGGGGACUUGAUUCGCGAAGCAUUGAUGAGCUUCUCAAAUUCAUUGAAGGAAGCGAUCAAAGCAACCAAAACAAGAAACGACCUGGUCGAAGUAACCCAAAGCGACGAGGGGGUGCUGCGGCCGCCGCUGAUACACAUACGCCUCCGCCGGUCUGUCCAUCACAUAUCGUCAAGAUGGCGAUCAGCCCCAAAGUGCUCAUACCAUUCCUGGUAGCUAUGAUGCUGGUUACGGGAGUCUGCAAUACACUUCUCACAAAAUAUCAAGACAAUGUUUGCGUCCGGAAUUGCGACAAUCCCGAUCCCAAGAAACGAGCAUUAUUCGAGCAGCCGGUCAUACAAACGGCUCAAAUGUUCGUUGGAGAAAUGGGCUGCUGGCUCUUUGUUGGCGCAUUUUCUCUUUAUCGCCGAUAUUUCGCAAAGAACGCAAAGCCCGAAGAGAAUGGUUAUGAAGCAGUUGAUACAAAUGAAGGAGAGGCCGCAGAUAACGAUGGAGCGAGCAUCUUGACAACUUCGACUGCAAAGGCAAUGGAUGUGGAUGAAAACAGGUUACCAUUGGUGGGAUGGAGAGUGCUGUUGUUAGCCUUACCGGCUAUCUGUGAUAUCUGUGGAACGACUUUGAUGAACGUCGGUCUCUUGUUUGUAGUCCCUUCAAUUUACCAAAUGACUCGAGGAGCUUUGGUGCUCUUUGUUGGAAUUUUCAGUGUACUCUUUUUGAAAAGAAGGCUUCACCUAUUCCAAUGGUUCGCUUUGGUGACCGUUGUUCUUGGAGUCGCUGUCGUUGGUCUCGCUGGAGCUCUUUACCAAGAUGACAAAGCCGCGCCGUCUUCAACAGCGCUUGUACACGACGCACUAAAGCUAGCCGCAAGAGAAGCCAGAACACCAGAAGCCCUGCGCGCUAUUAUUGGUGUAUUUCUAAUUGCGGGCGCUCAAAUAUUUACUGCUUCUCAAUUCGUUUUGGAGGAAUACAUUCUGGAAAAUUACGCUCUGGAACCUCUCAAAGUUGUAGGCUGGGAGGGUCUGUUCGGGUUUGGAGUUACAAUUUUCGGUAUGAUCAUUCUCCAUCUUGCAGUCGGUAGAACCGCAGCGGGAAGAUAUGGAUACUUCGAUCUUGUUGAAGGAUGGAGACAAAUUACACACUACAAAGCCAUUGGAGUCUCAAGUGUGCUUAUCAUGAUCAGCAUCGGUGGCUUCAAUUUCUUUGGACUUUCCGUAACCAGAACAGUCAGCGCCACAUCUAGGUCCACCAUCGACACUUGUCGUACACUCUUUAUUUGGGUUGUGUCACUAUUUCUAGGAUGGGAAACUUUCAAGUGGUUACAAGUUCUUGGCUUCGUAUUACUCGUGUACGGAACUUUCUUGUUCAACGACCUUGUCCGACCUCCUUUGAAGUCUUGCAUCGUUCGUGAUGUGGAUGAGCUCUUGCCAGAAGAACCUAUUGAACAUAUGUAA
This is a messenger RNA of Botrytis fragariae, 5232 nucleotides long. Its product is annotated as putative eukaryotic translation initiation factor 3 135 kda subunit protein. Gene Ontology annotation, cellular component: cytoplasm; Golgi membrane. The transcript has 9 exons. Gene Ontology annotation, biological process: intracellular distribution of mitochondria; pyrimidine nucleotide-sugar transmembrane transport. The record is from RefSeq and is a predicted model, not a curated record. Gene Ontology annotation, molecular function: pyrimidine nucleotide-sugar transmembrane transporter activity; mRNA binding; protein binding. Lineage: Eukaryota; Fungi; Ascomycota; Leotiomycetes; Helotiales; Sclerotiniaceae. The coding region runs from base 1 to 5232 and encodes 1743 amino acids.